UUUGAGUAUCUUUAUAGUAAGAAAACAAUCCUUGAUAUCCAAUGAAAUUUGUUCCUGUUUUUCACUGUAAAAUUGCGAAAAUAACUGAUUGAAUCAUUUAGAACUAAUUCCUUCUGUUCUAUUCUGAGUGUCUGUAUUCACCUACAUGAAAACGUAAAGUUUUUUGUGAUAGUGCUCUAGAAUUAAAACUAGAAAACUUAUUUCAGGUAGAAAAGUGAGUUUUGAACUUUGAUACAAGUACGAUAAUAUACCUGGACGUAUCAGUAUGCUACCUGAUGGUAAGUCAAGAUGCCCAUCAUUAGCUCCUCUUCUUCAUCCUCAGAUGUUAUUUCAGGAAGGAAGUACCUAUAUGGAGGAAUAGGAGUAUUCGUCUUGAUUAUGGUAGUAAUUUUGGCUGUUUACCUCUUCACAUCUUCAGGAAGCGAAACAUUUGUUUUGGAUAGAACACCUUUAUUUGCAGGGAGAAAUAAUUUGGCACAAAAUUUGGAUUUAUUACUGAAUGAUAACCUCACUAUGGUUAACUUCAACCUUGAUCUAAGUAAUGACACAAUAUUCGGGAAGGAAAACUGUACUCAAUGCAAUACAGAUUUUAUACGUUUGAGGAAAGGAAAAGUUAGUUCACAGUUCUGGGUAGCAAGAGCUGGAUGUAAAGAAAACACAAAAAUAACAGAUACUGUAAAGCAACUUGAUGUGAUAAGCAGAAUGGUUCAGAAUUAUUCAGACUAUCUACAAUUGGUCAGAACAUCGAAUGAUCUAGAGGACGCAUAUGAAAACAAAAAGUUGGGCAGCAUCAUGUUCAUUGAUGGUGGACAGUCUCUGAUGGAAAGUACGGCAUUCUUGAGAUCUUUCUAUUAUAUGGGUGUUAGAGCAAUGACCUUAGCGUCAGGAUGUGACAAUUCAACCAUGGAUUACUCUAUUGAUAAAAAUGGUUCCCUCACCGAUUUUGGAAAGAUGUGUAUCGAGGAAAUGAAUCGCUUGGGUAUGAUGAUUGACAUUCAGGGUCUAUCCAAUACUAGUCAACAAGAAAUACUUAAUAUAAGCAGGGCACCUGUUCUGAUCAGCAAUGCAGCAGCUUCUGAUGUGUUUAAAUAUUCAGGAAAUAUUGAUAAUGAAACUUUGAGUUUACUGAAAAGUAAGAAUGGUCUACUUAUGAUCACUUUCGAUGCACCUAAUUUGGGACAGGAUGAAAAUAAUGUUUCAAUAUCAAAUGUCAUCAAACAUUUAAAUUACAUCACUGAUGAAAUUGGUUUUGAUAAUAUUGCAAUUGGUGGUAACUAUGAUAGCAUGUACAAGAAACCUAAGGAUUUGGAGGACGUUUCCGAUUUUCCUGAACUUUUUAGACAGUUGAAAAAAGAUCAACCAUCAAAAUGGAAUAUUGACAAUCUUGACAAGUUAGCUGGUUUGAACUUCAAGAGAUUCUUCAAGAAUGUUGAACUGGCGAAGAAUCAAUGAAGUUGGCUGAAAUAAUCCAAGGAUAGAAAAUACGAUAUAUCUUUAUUCUGAAAUCUUAAAUAUUUAUUGAUUAUUGUUGAUUGUGAUUUGAAUAACUUUCGAAGUCUCUGAGAGAUUAUGAACUAGAAAAAUGUACAUAAUUUAUUGAAUUUUUAUAAAAUAAUUGAGUUUAAUAAAAUAUGUGAGUGUAAAAGUCA
This is a messenger RNA of Harmonia axyridis, 1649 nucleotides long. RefSeq names its product putative dipeptidase TRV_05564. Gene Ontology annotation, molecular function: metallodipeptidase activity. The record is from RefSeq and is a predicted model, not a curated record. The transcript has 12 exons. The coding region runs from base 289 to 1452 and encodes 387 amino acids. NCBI's taxonomy places the organism in Eukaryota, Metazoa, Arthropoda, Insecta, Coleoptera, Coccinellidae. Gene Ontology annotation, biological process: proteolysis.